Molecule: messenger RNA, 1308 nt
Organism: Clupea harengus (Atlantic herring)
Lineage: Eukaryota; Metazoa; Chordata; Actinopteri; Clupeiformes; Clupeidae
Gene: ndel1b
Product: nudE neurodevelopment protein 1-like 1b
Biological process (GO): centrosome localization; microtubule nucleation; cell migration
Cellular component (GO): kinesin complex; kinetochore; centrosome
Molecular function (GO): microtubule binding
Source: RefSeq, a predicted model, not a curated record
CAUUAGACGCGUUGGCACUUCGCUUUCAGAUCCACCCGAGGCAGUCAGCCGGCCAGGUCACACGCACACACUGUUAUCGAAGUAAGAUGCAACGGGAGUUGUAACUGUAAGCUGAAAAAAAACAUAAGAAGAAAGUCCUCACCAUCACCAGUCGGCUAUUGGCCUUCCUACCAUGGACACAGAGAUGAUGCCCAAGUUCUCCUCAAAAGAUGAAGAAAUUGAAUACUGGAAAAAUCUGUCCAUAAAGUACAAGAAAAGUUGCCUUGACGCCCAGGAAGAGCUGCAGGAGUUCCAGGAGGGUAGUCGGGAGCUGGAGGCCGAGCUGGAGGCGCAGCUGUGUCAGGCCGAGCACCGCAUCCGGGACCUGCAGGCCGAGAACCAGAGGCUCAAGAACGAAGUCGACUCCCUGAAGGACAAACUGGAGCAGCAAUAUGCCCAGAGCUACAAGCAGACCUCCAUGCUGGAGGACGACCUGGUGCAGACCCGCGGCAUCAAGGAACAGCUGCACAAAUACGUCAGGGAGCUGGAGCAGGCCAACGACGACCUGGAGAGGGCCAAGAGGGCCACCAUCGUGUCCCUGGAGGACUUUGAGCAGCGUCUGAACCAGGCCAUCGAGAGGAACGCCUUCCUGGAGAGCGAGCUGGACGAGAAGGAGUCGCUGCUGGUGUCUGUGCAGAGGCUCAAGGACGAAGCCAGAGACCUGAGGCAGGAGCUGGCCGUUCGGGAGAGGACGGUUGACCCCACGCGGAUGUCUGCGCCCAGCUCGCCGACGCUGGACAUCGAUAAGAUGGAUACAGCAGUGCAGGCGUCGCUCUCCCUGCCGGCCACUCCAGUCGGCAAGAACAUAGAGCACCCCUUCAUCACUCAGAAAGUGUUGACGAAUGGGAACUGUGGAAACUCUGCUCUGACCCCCUCUGCCAGAAUCUCCGCUCUUAACAUCGUUGGAGACCUCUUACGAAAAGUUGGGGCGUUGGAGUCCAAACUCGCCGCCUGUAGGAACUUUGCCAAGGACCAGACGGCGAGGAAAAACUACACGGGGAACGGAAACCUGAUCAACAGCAAUGCCACCAAGUUCUCACAUUCACUGCACACCACCUACUUCGACAAACCGACCAUGAACGGUUUGGACCACAGUUCCCUGACAGCCAUGGCCCCCCCACGGACGGUGUCGCCCCCCGGCAUGCUGCCCCUUAGCGUGUGAGAGACCCACUGUUGCCUGCCUGCCUGCCCACCCCCCAGCAGAUGAACAGGGCAUGGAGAGGACACUUAAAAGAGAGUGCAAAAGUGUGAUGGCCAAGACAAUAGAGA